Molecule: messenger RNA, 6397 nt
Organism: Brassica napus (rape)
Lineage: Eukaryota; Viridiplantae; Streptophyta; Magnoliopsida; Brassicales; Brassicaceae
Exons: 2
Coding region: 4189-5214 (341 amino acids)
Molecular function (GO): zinc ion binding; nucleic acid binding
Source: RefSeq, a predicted model, not a curated record
UUUGAAAUAGUUAUUAGUAAAACUUAUGGAUCCGAAUAUCCGGACUAAAAAAUCAAAAAUGAUAACUCUUUGUCUCGUUCUCUCUGUUUAAUUAUCAAAGUCUCUCUAUUUAUCCAUAAUUAUAACUCUCUGAUAAGAAACAAAAGUUGAUUAAUUACCAAAGUCUCUCUGUUUAUCCAUAAUGAUAACUCUUUGUCUCGUUCUCUUGCCAUAGGUUUGUUGAUUAUUUAUCAAAAUUGAUAUGUUGUUCUUCUUUGACUUUGAGGACAUAACUACAUCGGGACAUAGCAUCUUCUGUUGGAAAGCUCAUGAAGGGGAAGGUGUUCCAGCUCCUGUCCUGGAGAGUUUGGGUGUAGAUGGUAGCAUUGAAGUUGCAUCAUCAAUGCAGCCGUCUGUCAUUUCAGUUGGGAAGAGGUGGUGUGGUAUAUCUCGUGACACAACAAGACAGUAACCUUGUGUAUUGGAGUUCUCGUGACACAACAAGACAUGUUGUAGUAAUAAAGAAAAAAUUGUUAUUGUAUUAUGAGUUGUAUCUCGUGACCUUGUGUUGUAUCUUUAUGAGUUGUAUCUGGUGACACAACAAUCACCAUUAUGAGUUGUACCUUUAUGUAUAUGUUUCUUUAUAAAUUGUUGAAACACAAUCGCAUAGCUUCUUUCGAUCUACCUUCUUUCUUAUUUUCCAACAUCUACCUUCUUCCUUAUUUCCAACACAAUCGCAUAGCUUCCUUCUUAUUUUCGAACAUCUACCUUCUUUCUUAUCAAAUCCUUUUCACAUUUCUUUCCAAAUAAUCAAAUCCGUUUCACAUUUCUUUGUUUCUAAAUAAUCAAAUCCUUUUCACAUUUCUUUCCAAAUAAUCAAAUCCUUUUAAUGGCAUCUUCUUCUUCUACUAAUUUCGAUGAUGAAAUAGAUGAAAAAUUCGAUCAAAUUUUCGAUCAACAAUUCGAAAAGCUCCUCAUUCAUCACGAAAAUCGCCAAGAACCAUCAAGGUCAAAAAAGAAACGAGCCUACAUUGAAAGACAACGAGAACAAGGACACAUGCAGUUAUGGAACGAUUAUUUUAGUGAAGAUGCAACAUAUCCUUCUCACAUGUUUCGACGCCGGUUUCGAAUGAACAAGCCCUUGUUCAUGCGUAUUGUUGAUCGACUAUCCGCUGAAAUCUCAUACUUUCAACAAAGAAGAGAUGCUACUGGAAGGUUCGGUCACUCUCUGUUACAAAAGGCAACUACAUCAAUUCGUAUGAUGGCAUAUCGUUGCCCAGCUGAUGCAGUCGACGAAUACCUCCGACUUGGUGAGACCACCGCGCUUUUAUGCUUAGAACAUUUUGUUGAAGCAAUCAUAAAUCUAUUUGGAGAUGAGUAUCUAAGAAGACCCACGCCAGAAGAUCUUCAACGACUACUCAAUAUUGGAGAGAUACGCGGAUUUCCCGGGAUGAUAGGGAGCAUUGAUUGUAUGCAUUGGGAGUGGAAGAAUUGUCCGACCGCAUGGAAAGGUCAAUAUACACGUGGAUCAGGAAAGCCAACCAUUGUUUUAGAGGCUGUAGCUUCACAAGAUCUCUGGAUAUGGCAUGCGUUUCUCGGACCUCCAGGUACAUUAAACGAUAUCAAUGUUCUUGAUCGAUCACCGGUUUUUGAUGAUAUCUUACAAGGUCGAGCUCCAAAAGUUAAUUACAGUGUCAACGGACACGAGUACCAUUUGGCUUACUAUCUCACAGAUGAUAUAUAUCCAAAAUGGGCUGCUUUUGUCCAAUCUAUUCCACUUCCGCAAGGUCCGAAAGCAUCCUUAUUCGCUACACAUCAAGAGGAUGUACGUAAAGAUGUCGAGCAUGCUUUUGGGGUCUUGCAAGCUCGAUUUGCCAUAGUCAAAAAUCCCGCUCUUUUGUGGGAUAAAAUAAAAAUUGGAAAGAUAAUGAGAGCAUGUAUCAAUCUACACAAUAUGAUCGUAGAAGACGAACGAGAUGGGUACACUCAGUUUGAUGUAUCAGUUUUUGCACAACCGGAAUCAAACCGAAGUUCACAAGUGUAUUUCACGUAUUCUACUGAUAUGCCUUCAAAUCUCGGCAAUAUGAUGAGCAUUCGGAAUCGAGUUCGUGAUAAUAAAAUACAUCAACAGUUGAAAGCCGAUUUGGUUGAGCAUAUAUGGCAAAAAUUUGGAACAAAUCAAGAUUUCAACUAAUCGGUUUUUUUUCAUUUACGAUUUGUAUUUGUAUUUGUAAUAUGCUUUUAUGUCAUUUUUAUUAAAACUUUUAUGUAUGUUUUUAUUUAAAUCAUUCUAAUUAAAAAAAAAAAAAAUAAGAACCCCUAUGAGGUUCUCCCAAUGGAGAUCUAAAUAUUAAUUAGCACUAACCAAAGUUCUUAACCUGUUAAAUCACCUUUUUAACUCUUAAAUUAAUCUAAAGAACCCAAGUUCUUAUGGAUGGAGGUGCUCUAAGGAGUGAACAACAAGGCUUAACUGGUGGCGUGCCCAAUUCGAUUUUGAGAAGAUCCUUGAGGAUUUUGGCACAAACUCCAAGUUUGAGAGUUUUUCUAGGGCAACUUCUUGAGGAGGAUAUAUGGAGUUGGGGUGGGCUUGGGUUUAGGUUUGGGAAUAGAACCGCAGCCACCGCCACAAGCAGUAGUUAGCGUGAAAAAGAGAAUGUUGAAUGUGAGGAAAAUGAUAAGGGAGGCUGAGAUUUUUGAAGCCAUCUUUCCAAAGAUAUACUUCAAAUUGAGCAAUCUUAAGAUGGAAGUGUUGCUCUAGAGAGUGGUGAAGUAAAAUGAAGAGAGGAUGUGUGUAUAUAUAUUAGGAUUUCAAGGGUUUGGACAGUUAAAUAAAGCUGUCUUACUAAAUCAUUUUGAGCAAUUAUUAACUUCUUUGAUAUUUUAGUGAGAGUAGAACAUUGUUUUAUUAAGUGGUUACAAUAAAUCGUUUUUUUUCAUAUCAUUCAGAAAUGUGUACAAUCAUGGCUCUUAUUAUUAUUAUAUUUUUAACUGACAAUCAUGGCUCUUAUUUAGUAGUGAAAAACUGAAGGAUAUAUAAAUAUCAACACACUGUUGUGCUGUCGUAGUUUGAAUAUGUCAAUUUUAUUGAAGGAUAACUCGUUGAUCCUGGCCGUUUUUUUUUACUAAAAGUGGAUCGUUAUUUUAUUAAAUAGUUAAGAUAAAUCGUUUUUUAUUUCAAUAUGGUAAUUUUUUACUAAUAGUAAUAAUUAGAUAUUAGUUUUUAUUUCUAAAGAGAAAAAUUGUUUUUGUAAAACUUAAUGCUAUUAUUGUCUUUAAAAUUUUAAUUCACAAAUAAUAUUAUUAAAUUAUAUAUACUUUUAAAAUUAAAUGGUUAAAGGUAAAACUUCCCAAAAACAAGAUUUAAAUUGGAAUCCAUGCACAGGUGUUGAUAAUCACUCGAUUCCUAUAUGUAGCUGGCGCUGGCGAUUAUCUUUGAAGAUUGGUAAUUUGGAAUUUUAUGACCCACAGUCUGGCUUUUCAUAUGUGUAUUGGCUUGUACUUCGUGUUUUAUUGUAACUGUCUUGAUCAUAAUAUCAUUAGUGCUAAAAUGUUCAACAAUUCUCAUUAAUUCCGAUUUUAAAAUGAAUGUAAACCGUAGCAGAUCUGACGGAAGCUAAAGGAAAAAUCUACAAUACAAAUAUGGUCGAGUGGUACGGUGAGAUUGGAAAGAUGUUAAGGACUCCUGGUUCGAAACCCUAUCAUUUCAGAUAUGUUUGUUUGUGUAGUCAGGUGAAAUAGAUAUCUAAUUCUCACUGCGAGAAACAUGAUUUUGAUGGCAUUGAUGGGCAGGCCCUAGAGAUUAGUCGGUACGGAAAAAUCACAUACCUUCGCAAGUUUUAUUGACCUCCAACAUAAACUUACAAAAGGGGAUAUUGACACAAAAAUUUAUAUAUUAGUUUUGUUUUUCUAUAAAUAUUAAAUAUGGAAUCUCAACAUACUUUUUUGAAAUGAUGAUUCUUAUUAGUAUAUUUGAACCGAAUCACAUUGUAGGACCGGUAACUGAUUUCUUUUUGAUCAUUUUACUUGGUUAACAAAUAAAGUUCUUAUAAAAAUUGAACUCUGGCCGUCUGUACAGGAAUCUCAGAAGGGUCAAAUGAGAGGGGAAAUAUUUAAGGCUCCUCAGUCACUAAAUCUUUCCCAGCAGUGGCACAAGCUCAAAAUUCGCUAAACAGGAAAGAAGAUGCUAUUUGAUUUCCAUGGGCAGCAAAGAUGAAUCCUGCUUCUAGGAAUCUUUACCGAGCAACAGAACCUGAGUACCUGGAAGAUGGUACUCCUAAGUUAGAUAUACCAAGGCAUGUUCUCUUACAAGGAUUAGAGAAUCAAAAAGAAUAUAUCUUGGUUCAGUUCUAUAGAUGCUUGCCUCCGCCUGGUGGUUUAAUCUAUGCAGUUUUCAAUAAGUUAUGGGGAAGGAAAUGUAGAAUCACUAUAAUGAAGCUUGGGGAAUCUAAUUACUUGUUCCAUAUUCCCGAUGAAUCGACUAGAAUGUGGGUUCUUCAAAGAGGGCUUUGGCAUGUUGAUGACUGCUUAAUGUUUGUUGCUCCAUGGAAACCGGAAGCAUCUUUAGCUAUCCCGGAGAUCAAAACUGUUCCGGUGUGGGUAACUUUGAAGAAAAUUCCUAACAUCUUCUACUCUAUUCCUGGAAUAAGUCAUAUAGCUUCUGGUUUAUGUGCUCCGAUGGCAACUCACAAACCCCGGUUAGAUCCCAUUUUAAUGGGUGAAGCUAAGAUUUUGGUUGAGGUAAAGUUAAGCAAAGCAUUUCCUUCAAAAAUCGCUGCUAAUGAUGAAAAUGGUUUCAUUUCCAUGGUUGAUGUAGAAUAUGCUUGGUUGCCUUCGAAAUGUAGUAGAUGUGGUCAGCUUGGGCAUAAGGUCAAGCGUUGCUUGCAAAAGGUCGAUGAGUCCCAUAUUGCUGCUCCCAAGGAUAUUGAGAUGGCCUCCAACAUUAGUGAUGUGGUUACGACCACUUCUGUCACUGCCUUUGAAUCUCCUCAACCUAACACUACUUUAGUUCCAGUUUCAGAGAUUGUUGUAUCUCCUGACAUUCUUCUGGAUGUACACAAUGAAUCCAACUUGGUUGAUUCAAAUACUGUUGCCAAAGUUGACAAUCUCAUACCACUAGCUACAAUCUCUGUUCUUGAAGACAUGUAUGUUUCCAUAACAGCUCAGUCUGCACUAACCAACAUCAAAGAAACCAUUGAGUCCAGUUGUGGAGUCUGCCCAGAUUUUACCAGUUAUUGACACUCAUAUUGCUCAUGCAACCUCUAUGGUCCAGAGGGAAAGUAGUAGAAUAGAUGAGCCGACCUUGGUUCCAACAAGUUUGCCUCAUUGAUUACUCUUGAGGAAGAAGAAGACUCAUCAGAUUCAGACAAAGAGAUUGAUCCGAUGAAUGAUUUGACACCUUUAGGAAAGAGGAUUCUCAGAGAGAGACCGGUUAAACCAUCCAUAAAAGCUAAAGAGAUGCAUUUGCAGUCAACGGUUCGUGGAAGGGGAAACCGAGGUCGUGGAUCGAGGUGGACGUGGCUAGAAGUAUCUCCUUCAUAGUAUUUUAAGUCAGUCCAAGAUCGAUCUUUGAUUGUUUCUGGUUCAUCAUAUGUUCCAUUUUCUUGUUAUCACUUGUCAAAACACUGUAUGACUACGGUCAUGGCUUGUAAUAGGUUAAUAAUAUUAAAAAAAAAAAGUUCUUAUAAAAAGUUUCAUAGGCUUUGGACUAUUCGCAUGGUUGUAAAGAGAACCGUAGCAACUAAUGCAACAUCAACACAAACAAAAAGUGUUUUCAAAGACACAGAGUAAGCAAGCUAGUGAAUACAUAUGUCUAUAAGGGAACCAUUGUCCCCUAAAAACACAAGACAAACGCACACAUCAUAUUCACACACAAGACAAACGCACGCAUCGUGAGUCGUUAAUCAAACGGUAGCAGCAAUGGAAUACACGAAUUUGUAAGACUUGGGUACUUUAAGCAGAGCAUCGAACCACUCGACCUUCCCCCAAACCUGUUCACCGCUGCUGCGCAUUUCCAGAGAAAUCUCAGCACACCAAAUCAUCUUCUCCUUAUUCCCAGCAGGCACAUACUUAUCCCAAAACACCACCAUCUUACCACUACAAUCAACCAAAUUAACAUUGCUAUAACGGGCAAGCUUAGACAGUCCUUCCAAACCUUCAACUUUCUUCCAACCAUCUACCUCGGCGCUAUUGUUAGACCAAAGAAACUCUCCAGUAGAUCCAUAACAAUAGUAUAUUUUCUCUAUCAAACAAGCACUACCAAACUCUACCAAGUCCUUUGUAAGGAAAACACUCCUACCAGACGCUGAAUCAACAAGUCCUUCGACCACCCACGUGUGCGUUCGGCAGUCGAGGAAGAAUACGUUAGACGAGCAGGAGGUGACGUCAUCUUCUUUGUUGAUGGCGUAGAGUUUAUGAUCAA